Messenger RNA from Cyprinus carpio (common carp), 7399 nucleotides. Its product is annotated as neurofibromin 1b. Gene Ontology annotation, biological process: regulation of GTPase activity. The record is from RefSeq and is a predicted model, not a curated record. Lineage: Eukaryota; Metazoa; Chordata; Actinopteri; Cypriniformes; Cyprinidae.
CACUGAGCUAUAAGUGUACCUACCGUACCAAUCGUACAGACGCAGUGCACGACACGGCUGUAGAAGGUGGGGAAACUGUCUUCAUUGAAGUAGGGAGACUCUUUUGGAGGAUUCAAACUUCCGGCACUGUCAUGGCGGUAUGCUGCUGUUUCUGACACCGACCAGACCGAAUACCGAGCCGCCCCUCGUUCGGCCCUCAGCGCGGCGCGGAACAAGGAGCGCAGGGGUCUCCUCCACUUCAUCAUCAUCAGCGGCGGCGGAGGUGCAGGCGUGAGCGGCCAUGGCGGCGCAGAAGCCCGUGGAGUGGGUCCAGGCCGUCAUCACCCAAUUCGACGAGCAGCUUCCUGUGAAAGUCGGCGUGCAAAACAUACACACUAAAAUCAGCACAGAACACAAUAAGGAAUGUCUGAUCAACAUCUCCAGGUACAAAUUCUCCCUGGUCAUCAGUGGACUCACCAACAUUCUGAAGAACAUCAAUAACAUGCAGAUAUUUGGAGAUACUGCAGAGAAGAACCUUUACCUGUCCCAGCUUAUCAUCAUGGACACACUGGAGAAAUGCCUGGCAGGGCAACCAAAGGACAGCAUGCAUCUGGAUGAGACGAUGCUCGUCAAGCGCGUUCUGGAACUGGGAUCUAGACACCAGGAGUCACAAGUACCUGCUUUUGGCUUUGGUGAAACUCAUCCAUGCAGAUCCCAGAUUGAUGCUACAUGUAAACAAGGUCUGGAGGACCACAGCAGCACGGCAGAUCUCAUCACAGGCCUGGUGCAGCUUGUGCCGCUUGCGAACAUGGGAGAUAUUCCCCAGGAGGGCAUGGAGGCUCUUCUGGUCCUGCAUCAGCCUGAAAGCAUCGAGCUGUGGAACCCAGACGCUCCUAUGGAAACUUUCUGGGACAUCAGUUCUCAGGUGCUGUUCUUCAUCUGUAAGAAGCUGUUUGAUCAGCAGCUGAUCAGCAGCACUGAGAUUCUGAAGUGGCUGCGAGAGAUUCUCAUCUGCAGAAACACAUUUCUUCUCAGGAACAAAGAUCGAGCCACAGCAGGCAGUAACAUCGCCAUCUGCCGGCAGGCCCAGACCAAGCUGGAGGUCUGUCUUUACAUGUUCCUGUGGAGUCCAGACAUGGAGGCAGUUCUGGUGGCCAUGUCCUGUUUACGCUACCUGUGUGAGGAGGCAGACAUCCGCUGCAGUGCAGAAGACAUCCCUGUGCAGUCCCUUCUGCCAAAUUACAACACGUUCAUGGAGUUUGCAUCUGUCAGUAACAUGAUGAUUACAGGUCGUUCGGCUCUACAGAAGAGAGUAAUGGCUUUGCUUCGGAGGAUUGAGCUGCCCACCCCGGGAAACACAGAGGCCUGGGAGGACACACAUGCCAAAUUGGAACAUGCAACCAAAUUAAUUUUAAGCCACCCAAAAACGAAACUAGAAGACAGUCAGGAAUGGAUCAAUAUGACAGGAUUCCUGUGUGCGUUGGGUGGCGUGUGUUUGCAGCAGAGGAACACAUCUACUCUGGCCACCUACAGUCCUCCCAUGGGCACCCUGAAAGAUCGCAAGAGCUCCAUGGUGUCCAUGGCCUCGUGUGAGGGGAACCCAGAGACACCCCUGAGCAGGUUUCUGGACCGUCUUGUGUGUUAUAGGUAUGUGCAUAUUCUUGGCAACAUGGUUCAUGCCAUCCAGAUCAAAACCAAACUGUGUCAUCUGGUAGAGAUCAUGAUGGCGCGCAGAGAUGACCUCUCUUUCUGCCAAGAGAUGAAGUUCAGGAAUAAGAUGGUGGAGUAUCUGACAGACUGGGUGAUGGGAACAUCCAACCAGGCAGCAGAUGAUGGUGUGAAAUGCCUCACAAGGGAUCUGGAUCAGGCGAGUAUGGAAGCUUUGGUGUCUCUUCUGGUCGGCCUGCGCCUUCAGCCAGAGGAGGGGGACGGUGUGGAGCUGAUGGAGGCCAAAUCUCAGCUCUUCCUAAAGUACUUCACUCUCUUCAUGAACUUGCUGAACGACUGCAGUGAGGUGGAGGAUGAGGGUCAGCAGGUGGCUGGACGUAAGCGAGGGAUGUCCAGGCGGUUGGUGUCGUUAAGGCACUGCACCGUCUUGGCCAUGUCCAACCUGCUCAACGCCAACGUGGACAGCGGCCUUAUGCACUCUGUUGGGCUGGGCUAUCAUAAGGACCUUCAGACCAGGGCUGCGUUCAUGGAGGUCCUCACAAAGAUCCUGCAGCAGGGGACAGAGUUUGACAUGCUGGCGGAGACUGCACUGGCCGAUCGAUUUGAGAGGCUUGUGGAACUUGUCACGAUGAUGGGGGAUCAGGGGGAGUUACCUAUCACCAUGGCGCUGGCCAGUGUGGUCCCUUGUUCUCAGUGGGAUGAACUGGCACGUGUUCUGGUAACUCUCUUUGAUUCAAGGCAUCUCCUGUAUCAGCUUCUGUGGAAUAUGUUCUCUAAAGAGGUGGAGUUGGCAGAUUCCAUGCAAACACUGUUCCGUGGCAACAGCCUGGCCAGUAAAAUCAUGACGUUCUGCUUUAAGGUGUACGGGGCCACGUAUCUGCAGAAGUUGUUGGAGCCGUUGCUCAGGGCAGUGAUCACGGGCACUGAGUGGCAGAUGCUGAGCUUUGAGGUGGAUCUCACCAGACUUGAGACCGGUGAGAAUUUGGAGGAGAACCAGCGCAAUCUGUUACAGAUGACCGAUCGCUUCUUUCAGGCCAUAAUCAGCUCAUGGCUCCGCAGCGUCUGUCACUGUCUCUUUCAAGCUACUUGUCACUCUCUCCUAUCUAAAGCAUCUGUCAAAAACAGAAAGGAAGUGAGGAAAGCAGUGGUUAGCCAGCGUUUCCCCCAGAACAGUAUUGGAGCUGUAGGUAGUGCCAUGUUUCUGCGUUUCGUGAACCCGGCUAUAGUCUCUCCAUAUGAGGCUGGAAUUCUCGACAAAAAGCCUCCACCCAGAAUAGAAAGGGGCCUUAAACUCGUGUCAAAGAUCCUGCAAAGUAUUGCCAACCAUGUUUUGUUCACAAAAGAGGAACACAUGAGGCCGUUUAAUGACUUUGUGAAGAGUAAUUUUGAUGCAGCCAGGAGAUUUUUCCUGGACAUUGCCUCUGACUGCCCGGCGAGCGACUCUCUCAACCACAGCCUGUCCUUCAUCAGUGAUGGCAAUGUUUUGGCCCUGCACAGGCUGCUGUGGAACAACCAAGAGAAAAUCGGCCAGUAUUUGUCUCGUAACAGGGAUCAUAAAGCAGUUGGAAGGAGGCCCUUUGAUAAGAUGGCCACCCUGCUUGCUUACCUGGGUCCCCCAGAACACAAACCUGUUGCAGAUACUCAUUGGUCUAGCCUGAAUUUCACCAGCUUCAAAUUUGAGGAGUUUAUGACAAGAUACCAGGUGCAUGAGAAAGAAGAGUUUAAAGCAUUGAAGACUCUUAACAUCUUUUACCAGGCUGGAACUUCAAAGAACGGAAACCCUGUGUUUUACUAUGUAACUCGCAAGUUCAAGACGGGACAGAUUAAUGGGGACUUACUUAUAUACCAUGUCCUUCUCACACUCAAACCAUACUACGCCAAACCAUAUGAGCUAGUAGUGGACUUGACGCAUGCUGGUCCAAGCAACCGCUUCAAGACCGACUUCCUCUCCAAAUGGUUUGUUGUUUUUCCAGGAUUUGCUUACGAGAAUGUGGCCGCCAUGUACAUCUAUAACUGUAACACAUGGGUACGAGAAUACACCAAGUACCAUGAGAGACUACUGACAGGCCUCAAAAGCAGCAAGAAGCUACUGUUCAUUGACUCACCCUCAUGGCUGGCUGAGUAUGUGGAACCAGAGCAACAGAAGCUUCCGGCAGCCACUCUUGCACUGGAAGAAGACCUGAAAGAAGACCUGAAGGUCUUUCAUAAUGCUCUAAAACUGGCCCAUAAAGACACCAAAGUGUCCAUUAAGGUGGGCAGUACGGCAGUGCAGGUGACCUCAGCCGAACGAACACGAGUCUUGGGUCAGUCUGUCUUCCUCAACGACAUCUACUAUGCUUCAGAGAUCGAGGAGAUCUGCCUAGUGGAUGAAAAUCAGUUCACACUGACCAUUGCUAACCAAGGCACGCCAUUGACCUUAAUGCACCAGGAGUGUGAGAGCAUAGUUCACUCGAUUAUCCACAUCCGAACGCGUUGGGAGCUCUCUCAGCCCGACUCCAUUCCCCAGCACACCAAGAUAAGGCCAAAAGACGUUCUGGGGACCCUUCUCAACAUCGCCCUCCUCAACCUGGGAAGCUCUGACCCCAGUUUAAGGUCUGCAGCUUACAACCUCCUGUGUGCCUUAACUUGCACCUUUAACCUAAAGAUUGAAGGCCAACUGCUGGAGACCUCUGGCCUCUGCAUCCCUGCCAAUAAUACCCUCUUCAUCGUGUCCAUUAGCAAGACUCUAGCAGCUAAUGAGCCUCACCUGACCCUGGAGUUCCUGGAGGAGUGUAUCUCUGGCUUCAGCAAGUCCACAAUAACAGAUCUACUUGAUGUAGUUCUGGACAGUUUUAUUAAAACCAGUGCAACCGGAGGUCUCGGAUUCAUCAAAGCUGAAGUGAUGGCAGACACAGCAGUGGCCUCUGGGCCUCUUUCACUGUGGGCAUCCACCCAUGGCCUGGUUAUCAACUUCAUCCACUCCCUCUGCACAUGCUCCCAGCUGAGUUUCAGUGAGGAGACCAAGCAGGUGUUGCGUCUAAGUCUGACAGAGUUCUCCCUGCCAAAGUUCUACCUACUGUUCGGCAUCAGCAAGGUAAAAAUGGCUGCGGUCAUCGCCUUUCGUUCCAGCUACAGGGAUUGUUCGUUUUCUCCGGGCUCCUACGAGAGAGAGACCUUUGCUCUGUCAUCCCUGGAGACGGUCACCGAGGCAUUGCUGGAGAUCAUGGAGGCAUGUAUGAGGGACAUUCCAGGCUGUAAGUGGCUGGAUCAGUGGACCGAUCUGGCACAGAAGUUUGCAUUUCAAUACAAUCCAUCCCUGCAGCCGCGGGCACUUGUAGUGUUUGGUUGCAUCAGUAAACAGGUCACACACACUCAAAUUAAACAAAUCAUACGGAUCCUGAGCAAGGCCAGCCCUCUCCUCAGCAUCGACCGGGGUUUGGAGAGCUGCCUGAAGGGUGCUGAUAACUGUAACAGCCAGGUGCUGAUCGAAGCUACCGUCAUUGCCCUCACUAAACUACAGCCUCUGCUCAACAAGGACUCACCGAUGCACAAAGCACUGUUCUGGGUCGCUGUGGCUGUGCUGCAGUUGGAUGAGGUGAAUCUGUACUCAGCCUGAACUGCUCUGCUGGAACAGAACCUACACACACUCGAUAGUCUGCUAGUCUUCAAUGACAAGAGUCCUGAGGAGGUUUUUAUGGAGAUUCGUCAGCCUCUGGAAUGGCAUUGUAAACAGAUGGACCAUUUUGUUGGUCUCAACUUCAACUCCAACUUUAAUUUCGCUUUGGUCGGCCACCUGUUGAAAGGGUUCAUACACCCAUCUCCCACCACAGUGGCACGCACCAUCCGUAUCCUGCACAUGUUGUUGGCCUUGGUUGGAAAACACCUGAACUGUGAUAAGUUUGAGGUGAACACACAGAGCGUUGCAUAUCUGGCAGCUCUCCUCCCAGUGUCAGAGGAAGUGCAUAGCCGCUGCAGCCUGAAACACAGGAAGUUGUUGCUCCUCUCUGAUAUUAACAUGGAGAAUGUUUCCAUGGAUUCAUACUCCGUACAUCAUGAAGAUCCUAGCUGCAGGUACCACCUAGACAGCAGAUACACAUUCACCUUUUGUAAAAUGCAAACUUUUUACUUCCAAGUUCAAAACCAUCAUGAUCUUUGUAAUCCAGAACGCUGUAAAUCCAUGAGCCUGGACAUGGGGCAACCUUCCCAGGUCAACACCAAGAAGCUUCUAGGUACUAGAAAAAGUUUUGACCAUCUGAUAUCAGACAGCAAAGCACCGAAGAGGCCUGAAAUGGAAUCUGGUAUCACAACACCGCCCAAGAUGAGAAGAGUGGCUGAAAACGAAUAUGAAAUUGAAACCCCAAGAAUCUCGCAUCACCACCUGCGGGAGGUCUCUGUGUAGUCCAACAUCCUGCUUAACGAGGAAAUUCUCACAGAUCCCAAAAUCCAGACGCUGCUUCUUACAGUGCUGGCCACUCAGGUGAAAAACACAUCGGAUGAAUUUGAGCAGAGGAUCCUGUAUGAGUUUCUAGCUGAGGCCAGUGUUGUCUUCCCAAAGGUCUUUCCUGUCGUUCACAACCUCCUGGACUCAAAGAUUAAUACUUUGCUGUCGCUGUGUCAGGACCCAAAUCUUUUGAACCCAGUCCAUGGAAUUGUGCAGAGUGUAGUUUAUCAUGAAGAGUCGCCAACUCAGUACCAAACGUCUUACCUGCAAACUUUUGGGUUUAAUGGACUCUGGAGGUUUGCUGGACCUUUCUCUAAGCAAACUCAGUUCCCAGACUAUGCAGAGCUGAUUGUCAAGUUUCUGGAUGCACUGAUUGACACCUAUCUGCCGGGCAUCGAUGAGGCAAUGAGCGAGGAGGGUCUGCACACACCCACCUCUCCAUACCCUCCACCUGUCCAGAGUCAGGUGAUCUUAAAUGCUAAAAUAUAAUUAUCAAUUUCAAUGACCUCACUGGCCACCUCCCAGCAUACACCAGGAAUCGAUAAAGAGAAGGUGGAUCUGUCCCCCACCACAGGUCUGACAGCCAGCAGACGCACACGCCACGGUUCAGCCAGCCAGGUCCAGAAACAACGUAGCACCGGCAGCUUUAAAAAACCUAGUAUCAAAAAGAUUGUAUGAGACCUACAGCACAGCAGGGUUGAGCCCCUGCUGGACCUCUGACAUACAUUGUGCUGCAUUUUAUGUGGUUUCUCUUUGCUCAUGCUAAACCCGCCGUUUGCAGUAAUCUGUAGGUUCUCUUGAAACCGUUGAGCCGUGUCUGCUAGGAUCAAAAUAAACCGAACGCCUCUGUUUUUAAACCAGUCACUGUUUGACACAGGAUGGGAGAAAGUCCCAUUUUUAUUUUUAUUUUGUUUGUUCAUAACAGACCUUUAACUUUUUUUUAUUUUAUUUUUUUUAUACAUUUGAUGGAAUCACAGACAUUGCCUAAAGGUGGUGUCCUGAGUGUUUCGUUUAAAAGCACAAAUUUCUGUCUUAAAUUUAAAAUAUGAAAGUAUUAACCAAGUGCCAUUCAUUUGUUCAGUUGUAUUUGAUUUUAUUUACUUAACUAUGUUGUUUUUGUUUGCAUCUUUUGUGGUUGUUUCUUUGUAUGGAAGGAAUAAUUUAGUUUUCUUGAGAGUCCCCUAAAACAAAAAUGUACAAUUGGUCAUACAGCACUGCAGAAAUUAACCUUUAAUAGCCUUUAUAUUGUAUACUAAAUAAAGUAUUCAUUAUAUUAUAGUAUUAAUAUAGUAAAAAAAAAAGUUGCUGGUCCACCUAAAUUAUGAUCCCAAA